Apis cerana (Asiatic honeybee) is the source of this 9118-nucleotide messenger RNA. It is a transcript of the gene pcx, whose product is annotated as pecanex. Gene Ontology annotation, biological process: endoplasmic reticulum organization. The record is from RefSeq and is a predicted model, not a curated record. NCBI's taxonomy places the organism in Eukaryota, Metazoa, Arthropoda, Insecta, Hymenoptera, Apidae. Gene Ontology annotation, cellular component: endoplasmic reticulum; membrane.
AUGGGUUCUCAAACGCUGGAAAUUUUGAGACAAGGCGUCUGGGCGAGCCUGACAGGAGGCUGGUUUUACGAUCCUCAUCUCGAUGUUUUUUCAAAUACUUUUCACUUAUAUAUUUGGCUUUUCUUACUUUGCCUACCAUUUACUAUAUAUCUUUAUUUUCCACCAACAUUAUAUGUUUGGAUAGCAUAUUGUUCUUCAAUUGGAGCACUGUUUGGUACAAUAAAGUGUGUUAAUCAUGCACUUCAUUGUAUGUAUGAUACAACUGAAUGUCUAGAAGAAUCAAGUCAAACUAUUAGUCAACACAGAUCAGAAAAUGAAAAAAGACGCACAGUGCAUAAUAAAUGUAGGGAACAAUCACAGGAACAAGUAGAUCAUGGAAUAGAACUACAAGUCUUAAAUGGGAAAACAGAUACACCACCUGUAGAAUGUUCAUCACGUAACUCUUUUAUUGAAUCAAAUGUACAAAAUGCAGAUGCAGAUAGUAUAACAUCUGAAUAUAAUCGAGAUAAACCUAGUUCAACUAUAGAUUUAAAAGUAGAAAUUCACAGAAAAAAUAGUUCUGAAAGUUCAGAAGAAGCACAACAGUUGACUAAACCAAUGGUAUCUAAUAUAAAUAUACAUGAAGCAGAUUUAGCUUCUACACAAUAUCAUGAACCAUGUUUUCGAAAUAUAAUAAAUGAUAGAAGAUUAAAAAGACAGAAAUGUGUUGUAAUUACUGAAGAGGAUCGACAAAGUUCAAGAAAAUUAUGUAGACAUGCAUCUGAAGAUUCACGAAAUCGUCAUUCUAAACAAGGUAGUCUUGGUAAAACAGGUUCAGAAAGUCAAAUAAAACAAACGAGCUCAUUAGAAUUGGAACAUCAUGAAGAUGAUUAUCCUUACUGGAAAUCAAACCAAAGUGUUCGACGUCUCAAUUCUAAUUCAAUUCCAAUAGAAACACAUUUAAUGAAUGAUCAUCCACAAAGUUUAGAAAUUAUAUCAAAAAAAGAAGAUACAGAAAAAAAUAAAAUUUCGUCACAUCCACAAUCUCUAGAGGUUAUUACAAAAAAACCACAUCAACAACUUAUUCAUCCACAAAGUCUUGAAACAAUUGGUGCUACUAAGAAUAUAAAUACUACAGAUGACAAUAAUUUACCUCUUCACCCACAAAGUCUUGAAACAAUUAACACUAAAAAGGUAUUACCUCAAAAUACAUUAAAAAAAAACCAAUUACAAUUGUUACCAUAUCUUAGUUAUGGAUCAGAAAUAGUACAUCCUAUAGAAGAACAAAGUGAUGAACAAUUUGCUAAUGAAAGUUCUGGAGGAUUUAGUCUUCAGGAUUCUUAUAGUCCACUACUUACUCGAAAGACUUGUGAAACUAAUGCUACCUCUAAUCGAGAUAGAAGUCUUAGUACUAGUCGAUUUGAAGAUAGAUUUUCAAGACGCAAUGAAGAUGGUGGAGUAGAUAAUGAUUCUGCAAAUUCUCGUGAUGCAUUAAUUGAAGAAUCAAAGUCUGGUAUUAAAAGAAGAUAUAGUAAUACAAGUCAAAGCAGUCAUGAAUUCUCAGAUUUAGACAACUUAUUCAAAGACAAACAAGAUAAAUCGAAAAAUAUUGAUGAUCCAUUAAAUGUUGGAAGUAUAGUUGGAAUAGAUCAAUUAUUUGAAAGUGGUGAUUGCACAAUAGAAUCACGAAUAAAUAAAGGAUUACAUAACAAAGAACUAGAUUCUGGUUCAUCUAAUGUGAUGCCUUUUGAGUAUACGACAUACUCAUCAAAUAUGGAAAAUGAAGUAAAAAGAAUGUUACUUCCACAAGAAACAGAUAAUAAACGACAUCAAGGUGCAAUACCCAAACAAAGCCGUCCAAAACCUGCAAUAGAAGCUAUAGAUGAUAAUAUUACAACUACCGAACAAACCCGACAUAAAUUAAAACGAACAUUAGAAGUUAAAAGAGAUAGGAGAAGAGAUGGAAGAUUUGAUAGAUUUGAGCAAACUAGUGGUUCAAACAACGAGUUAAGUACACUUAGUCUUGCAUCUUCCUUAUUAGCUACAUUAUUAACAUCUGGCCGAGAAUUACCAGGUCAAUCUAGUACUGUAUCUGAUUUAAGAUUAAGUCGUAAUUCAGAUAAUCGAAAUUCACGAAAAAGACGUGGUCCUUUAAAAUGUUCAAUUAGACCACAUCGUGUAUCCCGAGAUAGAAAUCGAGAUGAUAAUGUCGUUCCACUUACUGCUUUAUUUGGAUUGAUAUCAAAUGAAGAAUGUCAUUUAGUUUCUAAUCAUAAUGAUGCUGUAGAAGCAGCUGUACCUUAUUUUCGAGAUGAAAAUGGACGCUGGCUAGCUUAUACCUACGAUGAAAAAGGAUCUAAUGUUGCUGCUGCUGCGCAAGUUCCUUCUAAUAAUAACGAUAAAUUAUUAAAUACAUUAUUACGCCAACAACUUAAUCAAAAUUUACAUUAUGAUGCCAAUUGGGAGUUAAUAGACUCCUUAAGUAAUAGUUAUAGUAGUUUAUCUUUAAAUUCUCCUGAUUUAAGCGUUAUAAUAGACACACCACCCGUUUUGUCAAGUCCAGAAAGUAAUCAAACUAAGGCACAAAAUUCAUUAUCUUCAAAUCCAGUGGAAACUUCAGAACGUGAUCAAUUUCAUCAAAAUAAUGGAAAUUCUAUUCAAUGUGAACUUGAAACGUUAGAACGAGAUCAAUUUCAUCAAGAUAUAUUAUCACGUAUAGAAUCGAUGACAGAAAGAAAUCAAAGAUUACGAAAUUUAUUGGGAUAUUUCAACUUAAACAUUUAUCCAGCAGAUUCAAAUCGUCGAGAUAGACCUGCUUUAACAUUACAGACAUGCGCAGUAGGGGAUAUAAAUACAAGUUUAUCUUGGAAUCGAUUUAUUGGUGGUUUAGAUGGAUCCGAAUCUAAAACUAAACAAUUAAGACAAGACAAACAAUAUUAUUAUAAAUGGAAAAUUGGUAAAUUACCACAUAUCAAAGUACGAUUCGAUCGUUUAUUUUUGUUGGCCUUAUUAGAUCGAAAUUUGACAAUAUUUGAGACUAUUAUUUCAACAUUUUUAGCAAUUGCUGUUGCAGGAUUGGGUCUUAUAUUGCUCCAACAAGGAUUUUAUCGAGAUAUAUUUGCUUUCAUGUUUUGUUUUGUAACUGCUGGAUGUCAAUAUUCAUUAUUAAAAUCUGUUCAGCCUGAUGCUGCUUCUCCAACACAUGGAUUUAAUCGUAUUAUAGUAUUUUCUCGGCCUGUAUAUUAUAUAUUGUGUUCAGGAUUCGUAUUAAUUUUUAAUGAAUCUUUAAAAAACUUUAAAACAUCUGAAUUUCGAAUAUAUGGUUUACGAAUCGCUGAUUAUGAUGUUAUAUUACAAAUUCGUAAUAUUUUAUUAAUUUUUCUUUUAUGCUUUCCCAUUAUAUUUUCAUUAGGCUUACUUCCUCAAAUUAAUACUUUUCUAAUGUAUCUAUGUGAACAUAUAGAUAUUCAUUUAUUUGGUGGAAAUGCAAGUACAAGUUUAAUUUCUUCAAUAUAUUGUCUUUGUCGCAGUAUUGUCACUGUUGUUAUAUUGUAUGGAUUUGCUUAUGGAGCACUCACAGAGCCUAAAUCUUCACAACAUAUUUUAUUCUCUAUUUUUGCGGGUUUAUUGGUUGCUAUAUCUUAUCAUCUAAGUAGAUCAUCAUCAGAUCCUACAGUAAUAUGGGACAUUGUUAAAACAAAUUUGUGGCCACCAGAAAUUUAUACUGAAGAAAAAGAAGCUAAAAUCAUUGAGAAUACAUCUCAUAAAGAUAAUUUACCUACAACAUAUAAAGAAGCAAAAAUUAGAACUUCUGGAAGAAAAAAACAUGUAAAAAUUAAAGUUGGUGAACAAAUGUCGGAUACAGAAUUAGUUGAUCCAUUACCUGAAAAAUUAAGGGCAACAGUGAAUGCAAGAUUAAAAAAUGAUUUAAUAAUAUGUGCAGUAAUAGGUACUUUAUCUUUUGGAAUCCAUUGUUCAACUGUAUUUACAGCUUUACAACCAGAACUGAAUCCAGUUUUAUGGGGUAUUGCAAGUUGCCUUGGAUUUUUACUACAUUAUAUUGUACCACAACUUCGAAAACAAUUACCAUGGUUGUGCUUAUCAAGACCAGUAUUACGUAGUCAUGAACAUGCACAAUUUGAAGUUCGUGAACCAGUGAAAAUUAUGUGGUUUGAAAAAGCAUAUGUUUGCCUUUGCUUUUUAGAAAGGAAUGUUCUUUAUCCAGUAGUAUUUUUAGGAGCACUCACAGAAUGUUCAUCAAAAAUUAUAUCUAAAUUUGGAGAAAGUAUAGGGGCAUUAAUUAUAGUUAUAUGUGGAUUAAAAUCCUUAAGAUCAGCAUAUUCUGAUCCAUCAACACGUUACUUAGUCUUAAUCUUUGCUGUUUUAUUUUUCAAACUAGAUUUUCGAAAUCUCAGUGAGACUUUUUUAGUAGACUAUUUUAUCACAGGAAUAGCUUUUGCAAAAAUUUAUGAAUUACUUUUAAAAAUACGAUUUGUAGUUACAUAUAUUGCACCUUGGCAAAUUACUUGGGGUAGUGCAUUUCAUGCAUUUGCUCAACCUUUUUCUGUUCCACAUUCUGCUAUGUUAUUUUUACAAGCAGGGAUUUCUGCACUUUUAAGUACUCCUUUAAAUCCCCUUUUGGGCAGUGCAAUAUUUAUAUCAUCAUAUGUACGUCCAGUAAAAUUUUGGGAACGAGAUUAUAAAACAAGAAGAGUAGAUCAUUCAAAUACACGAAUGUCUUCGCAUUUAGAUCGAAAUCUAGGUGCAGAUGAUAAUAAUUUAAAUUCAAUUUUUUAUGAACAAUUAACAAGAUCAUUACAACACAGUCUUUAUGGAGAUCUUGCUCUUGGUCGCUGGGGAAAUGUGGAACAAGGUGAUUGCUUUUUACUAGCAUCUGAUUACUUAAACUGUUUGGUACACAUUGUUCAAUUAGGAAAUGGAUUAGUAACUUUUCAAUUAAGAGGUCUUGAAUUUAGAGGAACAUAUUGUCAACAAAGAGAAGUAGAAGCAAUCUCUGAAGGAAUUGAAGAUAAUGAUAAUUGUUGUUGUUGUGAAAUGGGACAUUUUUCAAAUGUAUUAAGCGUAAAUGCAGCUUUCAGUCAACGCUGGUUAGCUUGGGAAGUUGCAAGUGCUAAGUACGUUUUGGAAGGAUACUCAAUUUCAGAUAAUUCAGCAGUUUCUAUGCUUCAAGUGUUUGAGUUUCGUAAAGUACUAGUUACUUACUAUGUCAAAAGUAUUGUUUUCUAUGCUGUAAAAUCACCAAAAUUGAAAUAUUGGUUAGAGAAUUCUGAUAUUUCUGAUGCCCUAAAAAUAACACUUGAUAAAAACUUCGUUGAUCUGGAUCCUGUUUUUAAUUUGAGUAUUCACGAAGAUUAUGAUAUCCGAACGUGUGGCAUUACAAGAAAUAGUUUUUGCAAUGUUUAUUUGGAUUGGAUACAGUAUUGUGUUACUAAACAAGAUAAGACAUUAGAUAAAUCAAGAAAUUCAUCAUUGGUAUCUUUAUGUCUUGCUUUAAGUCUCUUGGGAAGACGCGUUUUGGGAGCACUAUCUCAUAAUACUGUUUCCAGUGUUGAAUUUUUUUUAUAUGGUUUACAUGCUCUUUUUAAAGGAGAUUUUCGUAUAACAUCAAUUAGGGAUGAAUGGGUAUUACAUGAUGUUGAUUUAUUACGAAGUGUCGUAGCAAAAGGAGUGAGAAUGGCAUUAAAACUACAUCAAGAUCAUUUUAUGAGUCCAGAACAAUAUAGUGAAUUGUCUGCUCUUUAUGAAGCUAUAGAUAGUCAUGAUAAAAAUCUUGUAAUUAGUCAUGAAGCAGAUCCACUUUGGAGAAAUGCUGUUUUAAAUGGCGCACCAAGCCUUUUGGCACUUAGACAUGUACUUGAUGAUGGCAUUGAUGAAUAUAAAGUUAUAAUGCUUAACAAGCGUUUUUUAAGUUUUCGAGUGAUUAAAAUGAAUCGUGAAUGUGUUCGUGGUUUAUGGGCUGGACAACAACAAGAAUUAGUUUAUUUGAGAAAUAGAAAUCCUGAGCGAGGUUCUAUACAGAAUGCUAAACAAGCUCUUAGAAACAUAAUAAAUAGUUCUUGCGAUCAACCGAUUGGAUAUCCGAUUUAUGUUUCACCAUUAACAACUAGUUAUGCAGAAACUAAUGAACAAUUAUGUUCCAUAAUUGGUGGAUCUUUAAGUCUUGGUGUAAUUAAAAGUAAUGUCUUAAAACUGUGGCAAAGAAUCAGAAGAAGAUGCGGUCAAGGUUGUUCAUCUGGAGGAACAGGCUCUCAAGAUGAUGGAGGUUUUGGAAAUGAUGGAGUAUAUGCAAUGACUACAUAUAAUAUUCAUUUAGGUUAUGGACCAUCAGCAGGUCAUAACACAUCAGGUUCGCAAUCUAUAGAUUCUGGAUGUCAAAUUGGUGGAUCAGCUGGACGUGGUUCUUUAGGAAGAACAAAUACUGGAUCCUUAGGUGGAAAUAGAGGAUCAUUAGCUUCAGUUGGAAAACCAACAAGUUCAACACUUGCUAGUUUAGCUGGUCUUCUUAGUAACAGCGAUAUUAAAACAGAAAGUAAAAGUGAAACAAGUUUCACAAGUAAACUUGAAAAGGAUGAAGUUUUACAACGAGUACGAAUAAUAGAUCCUAAUCAAGUAUAUGAUGCUAUUAAUUUGGGUCGUCGUAUAGAUGUAAUUUGGCCAGAUGAAAGAAUGAGGCAACAAGGUGGUAGAUCUGGAUGGCAGCAUUGGGUACCUGAAAGAGGUAUGGAAGGAUGUGUUGUUCAUUGUUGGUCCCCAAAUCAUCGUGAUCCUAAUCGACGAUCUCAUGUAGAUAAAGUUAUCUUACUUGUUAAAAUUGAUGAUAAAUAUGUUCCAAUAGCGGAACAAGGUGUAAGAGAUCUGGGGGCAGAAGUAUGAUGAAAUAUUUUUAAAUUUUCUGUAGUAAUGCAUAUUAAGAUGAUUUUCAGAUGAUUCAUACAUUUAAUUUUUUUGAAUCACUAGCAAAUACUGAUAUCAAUGCAUUAUAAAAAUGAAAAAUUCAUUCCAGUUAUAAAAUGAUAAAUAUAAAAAUUUUUGAUGGAAGAUUAUUCUUGAAAUUGUAAAUAUUGAAAAUUAACAGAUUUUAACACUAGUUUCUUAAUUCUAAAGAUUAAGAGAGAGGGAAAAAAAAUGUGUGCGUGUGUGUAUACAUAUACAUAUACAUAUAGCUACAGCUAUAAAAUACUCUUCACUUUUCAUAUAUGAUUAUAUGAUUUUUUUAAUCAUUAAAAUUAUUAUUCACUUAAUAUUUCUUUUCUAACUCAUUUCCAUAUUUUCAUUGCAAUGAUUUUUUUUAAUAGAUAAAAUUUUUUUAAAAUAUAUAUUUUUAGAAAAAUGAAUUUGAAAACUUAUUAAAAAAAAAUGUAUAUUUUAUCUAUUAUAAUGAAAGAAUUAUAUUAUUUCUUGCACAUUUAUUGAAGAAAAAAUGAAUGUCAAUCGCCAAGUUAUUCAAUGCAAAGUAAAUUGUAUCAUGUUGUAUUAUACUAUGUAUCAUAAUAAUUAGACGAUUUAUUAGGAAUGAAAAUAGAUGUUACUUGUUGUUAAUAAUAGUUAACUUAUUAUUUCUAUUAAUAUAAAAACAAUUCAAAUUAUUAAUUUUUUAUUAUUUAUAUUUUAAUGAAAAUCCGAAUUAAAAUAUAUUUGAUGCAUCAGUAUAAAGUUAAAAAGAUAUAAAAAUGAUAAUUGUUAUUGUUUCAAUUUUUAAUAAUGUUAUAAUGUAUAUUUUUUUUUAAUUACAAUACUAUUUAUAAGAAUUUUUAGAAAUAAAUUAAAUUAUAAAAAUAAAAAUUACUAUUUUUUAAAAAUUUCUAUGUGUUUAAUAACAGCAAGUAACAUCAAAAUAAAUUUGUAUAUAUCGUUCGUGUUUUUCUACAUUUUAUUAUAUUUUUUUUAAACUAUUUGAUAUAGGUAAGUUGUAAAUAUGCAUAACAUUUCUGCAAGAUCAAAGCGUCCAAAUGUAUUUACUGAAUGUGUAAUUUUGUGGGGCCAUGAAUUUGCCUCUACAGAACAUAUCGGUGCAUUAAUAGCAGUGUUAAAUGUAACUCCAUAAUUUUCUUUGUAUAUCUUUAUUGUAUAAAAGGAUAACAAUAGUGGUGUAUUUAAACUAUAUAAUGAAUAUAAUUCAUAAUUUUCAUUGGAAAUAAUAAUUGAUUAAAUAAUAAAAAACAAAUUAAAUGUCAAUAAAAAUUAUUACAAGUGAAUACACCACAAUAUUUAUCCAAAAUCGAAAAAUAAAUUUAUUAUCAUUUCUUCUUUUAAAAAAAGAGAUUCAUUGAAAGUUUUUACCUAAUUUUAUACAUUAAAACUUAUAUAAUAAUUAACUAGUAAUUAAAAGAGUUGUUUGCAAAAGUAUAAAAUACUCUUUUAUUCAAAAUAAAAUAGAAAAAAAAAAUAUGUUUAACACAAAAAAAUUAUAGAUUUUGCAAACAACUAAAAAUCACGAUAUUGCCUUAUCAUGGUGUUUCUUGAAAACACUUGACUGAUAAAGAAAUUUUAACUAGUCUUUUAAUUGUUGGUACACAUUUAUAUAUCGCUUGCUGCCAAGGGACAAAAAAAAAUCUCUUUUAUCAGGGAAUACAUGAAUUACAUUUUUUAUUAAAUCUUUGGCCUACUAUCUAUAAUUAAUAGUAAUCUCAUACAUAGAUUAUAUAAAAUUGCUUUAAAAUCAAAAGUAAAUAAGAAUAGAAGUCAUUACAUAACUGUUUGUGAUCCUUAUAUCAAUUAUGCUUUAUCUUAGAUUUGCAUUCAUUAUUUGAUAAUAAACAAUUGUUAACUUUAUUGCAUAAUGUGCUUCAAACAAAUUUUGUUGAAUCAAUCUCAUUAAUUAUAUUUUAAUAAGAGACAUUUUAGCGAUAGCAAUUAUGCAAGCAAAGUAAGUUCCUUGAAAUAAUUUUAAUUUUAAACUAGAAAUAGUUCAAUAAGUACAGUUAAUAUUGUAGAUCAAAAAAAACUGUUCAUAUUAAUUAAUAUAAAAUAUUAUAUGUAAUAUAUACAAUCAGUUUAAAAAUCAUUUUAUAAUCAUGUUAUAAAAUUAUUGGUACCUAUAAUAAAUUACAAAAAGUUUGUAAAAUAAUUAAAAAGAUAUUAUUAUAAAUAAUAAAUAAAAAUGUUAUCUUUUUUGAAA